Molecule: messenger RNA, 189 nt
Organism: Aspergillus sclerotioniger CBS 115572
Lineage: Eukaryota; Fungi; Ascomycota; Eurotiomycetes; Eurotiales; Aspergillaceae
Exons: 2
Coding region: 1-189 (62 amino acids)
Source: RefSeq, a predicted model, not a curated record
AUGCGCUUCUCUGCCAUUGCCCUCCUCUGCCUCUCAGCUAUUAUGCCUGUGAUUGCUGCCCCUGUGGCUGAUGGUGCUGUUGUGGAUGGUACUGUUGAGCAGAUUGGUGAUGAAAUCUGGAUUACCAAACGCUGCUGCAUUCUCUGCGACAAUGGAAACCGUUGCGGCUCGAACGGUGUACCGAUGUAG